Messenger RNA from Pocillopora verrucosa, 1398 nucleotides. RefSeq lists its product as uncharacterized. The record is from RefSeq and is a predicted model, not a curated record. Gene Ontology annotation, molecular function: S-adenosylmethionine-dependent methyltransferase activity. NCBI's taxonomy places the organism in Eukaryota, Metazoa, Cnidaria, Anthozoa, Scleractinia, Pocilloporidae. Gene Ontology annotation, biological process: methylation.
CAUUCGGGCACUUGAGAGGUAUUUUAUAAAAAGGUUGCCUCUUUCAAACUUGUCAUAUUCAGCGCUAACACUUCGGGACAUACGACUUUGGCUUGCACUGAAAAAAAACAACAACAAGGCAGCCACUUAUUACAUUCCUAGUGAGUCAAUUACUUUCUGACGGUACCUCAACUAAACAAAGUCAGUAAAAUGUCUGGAUGCAGAGAACGAAAGCUUUCCCGCCCUCAUACUGAGUGGGUUCCUUCAGGAGCGGGCUACUUCACCUCAAAAUUUUCAAUAUCCGAGGAAAGCAUGAAACAUAUUUCUCCUACAGUGAUCGAGUCUUUCAAGUCCAUUGCUGUAUAUUCUGGGAAGCCAUUCACCAUCGCUGACUAUGGCUGUGCUGACGGAGGGACCUCCAUGCCACUCAUGUACGCAUGCGUGGAGGAAUUGAGAAACUUGCAUGGGAAUGAGCUUGAAAUUCACAUAAAUUAUGAAGACAGACCAGAAAAUGACUACAACUCAAUCUUUUACUAUGUGCAAGGUUUGCUGCCACUUUCAUCCAGCUAUCUUAGCGAUUUCCCAAAUGUCUUCAUAUCUGCAACAGGAACCAGUUUUUACGAGCAAUGUUUCCCCAGCGAUUCCGUAAACUUGGGCUUUUCCUGUCUGGCCAUUCAGUGGCUGAGGAAAAAACCCUGUAAUUUGACUAGGGCGAUACUGCAUUGCUUCUCCGAAGUCCCACAAGAGAGAAAUAUGUUUGCCAAACAGGCUGAGAAGGACUGGGAACAGUUCUUGUUGAUGAGAGCAAAAGAACUUGCCAAAGGUGGUAGGCUGGCACUGAUUAUAGCCUGUACACAUGGGAAGGAAACCGAAGGUAGCGUCCCAGCUCUUGUUAUCUACAAGUUAUUGUACAACGUUUGGGAGAGCAUGGAAAAAGACAAGAUCAUUUCAAAGAAAGAUAUGGAAGAAAUGACCAUCCCUGAAUAUUUCCGAACUCGUGAAGAACUGGUGAAGCCGUUCCUAUCAGAUGCAUCGCCGGUUAGAAACGCUGGUCUUAAUCUUGUCUCCAUGGAAUUGAAAGAGUUUCCUUUACCAGAGAAAGCCAUGUGGAAAAUUACUGGAAACGCUAAAGCAUGUGCAAGACUGAUGACUGAACAAACCAGGGCUUGGAGCAAUUCCUUCUUUCAGUCGGCACUCAGUGACCAUCAUUCUGCAGAGGAGAAAAAUUCGAUUCUGGACGAAUUUUUCUAUCGUCUUGAAGAACAAUUUUUGCUUUCUCCUGAGGAUUAUAUGGGUGUGAUAUGGAAUGCAUUUAUGAUAAUCGAAAAGUCACGACCUUGAAAAGGAAAGAGGAUAGUCCUUAAGCUUGCUUGAUAUUUAAGAUAUUUUGCAUUUAAUAAAAACAAUGCAUUACUUUUA